This is a messenger RNA of Dermochelys coriacea (leatherback sea turtle), 2374 nucleotides long. RefSeq names its product NIMA related kinase 3 (gene NEK3). Gene Ontology annotation, molecular function: ATP binding; protein kinase activity. The coding region runs from base 446 to 1945 and encodes 499 amino acids. Lineage: Eukaryota; Metazoa; Chordata; Testudines; Dermochelyidae. The transcript is spliced from 16 exons. The record is from RefSeq and is a predicted model, not a curated record. Gene Ontology annotation, biological process: protein phosphorylation.
GGGGCGGGGCGGCUGGGCCCGCGGCCUGGGGGGGCCCCGCCCUAUGUCGUGGGGGCGCUGCCCCUGCAGGAUUUAGCUGGACGGGGCAAGAGCAGCCGCCCGCUCUCCUCAGCCCCGGGGGAGGCUGCUGCAGUCCCGUCGCUGGGCUGCACGGGGAGUUGCGCUGCAAGAGCAGCUAAUCCUGCUGAGCUCCACGGGUGCACACGCGUAGCCUGGAUUCAGUUAGGAGUGCUUUGCCGUGGACCAGGAGGACGCGAAUUCGGAAGAGGGCACUCAGUCUGGAAUCGGAGCGUCCACACACGGAGUUACCAGGAAUGAUAAUGUUAAUCAAAAAUACAGCUUCUGAAUUUUUUCCAAAAAUUAACUGAGUUAAUUAUACAGUUUGGAAGAAAUCCUUGUGAAAUAUAACAUUUAAGGAAACGUAGAAGACUUGGGCUUACAAACAAUGGAAGAAUACACUGUGUUAAAAGUACUUGGAGAGGGAUCCUUUGGGAGAGCUCUUUUAGUUUUUCAUAAGAGUAGUGACGAGAAAUAUGCAAUGAAGGAAAUAAGACUUCCCAAGUCUCCAUGUGAUGUACAGAACUCUAGGAAGGAAGCUAUUCUGUUGAGUAAAAUGAAACACCCAAAUAUUGUUGCUUAUAAGGAAUCAUUUGAAGCUGAUGGACAUCUGUAUAUAGUGAUGGAAUACUGUGAUGAUGGAGAUCUAAUGCAAAAGAUUAAAUAUCAAAGAGGAAAGUUGUUUCCUGAAGAUACGAUACUUCACUGGUUUGUACAGAUGUGCCUGGGAGUGAAGCACAUUCACGACAGACGUGUGUUGCAUAGAGAUAUCAAGUCCAAGAAUAUUUUUCUCACUCAAAAUGGAAAAGUAAAAUUGGGAGAUUUUGGAUCUGCACGUCUUCUUACAAAUCCAAUGGCAUAUGCUUGUACAUACGUGGGAACUCCUUAUUACGUACCUCCAGAAAUAUGGGAGAACAUGCCAUACAACAACAAAAGUGAUAUAUGGUCCCUGGGAUGCAUUUUAUAUGAGCUCUGUACUCUUAAACAUCCGUUUCAAGCCAAUAGCUGGAAACAUCUCAUCCUUAAGAUAUGUAAAGGAUCCUACAAUCCACUUCCAUCUCAUUACUCCUACGAACUUCAUUAUUUAAUAAAACAGAUGUUUAAGAGAAAUCCCAAGAACCGGCCAUCAGCCAGUACUAUUCUUGCAAGAGGCUGCUUAGCAAAACUUAUAAAAAAUUGUUUGCCAGCAGAGAUGACAGCUGAGUUUGAACAAAUAUUAAAGGAGACAAAGAAACACAAAGGUGAUUUAGGAGGAACGAAAGCAGGUGCUGUCAGAACAGGUGGACGUUCUAAUAAUGGGCAACAUGAAGAUCAAAGUAGUACAGGCAGCAAUUCAGAACUAGAAAACAUUACCAAGUGCUUGAGUGAGAGGACACUGAAGCAAAGGGGAGCUGGUGAAGAGGUUUCAUCAGAAAACUGUGAAGUCCCCCCAAAGAAUGCGAAUUUUCCAAGUCCCCACAGAAGACAUUGGGAAAGGGGAGUGUCCAAUACAGUGGUAAAUGUCCUGGAAAAUGCAUUCUUGCUUUCUUCCAGUUUUACAGCUGAAGAGGAUAAAAGUGGCUGUGUUAUAAAAUACAGUGAAGAUAAGCCACGUAAGCAGUGGAUCAAAGAAACUCCUCACACCUUGAUGAAUAUUCUCAAGAAUGCUGAUAUCAGCUUAGCAUUUAAAACCUACACUAUCUAUAAACCAGCCUCUGAAGACUUAUUGAGAGGUCCACUUUCUGAGGAAACCAAAGUAUCUGAUGAAAUAGAUGGUGAAGGUGAAGCCAUUUUAAUGGAUUCUGAGAGGCUUGAACCAAGAUCUGAUGAAGAAGACACGGACUUUGAAGAGGAAGAUGAUCCAGAUUGGGUGUCUGAACUGAAGAUGAUGGCUAAAUACAGUGACUGAAAGACUAUAAAAUUUAACAAUUAUAUGUACAAUAUAUAAAUUACAAUUGUUAAAUGUCUCUACACCAAGUUUGGAUUUUAAUUUUUUAUGCUAAAUCAACAGUUUUCAAGUUGAUUAGUUCUGAAUGUGUAAGUUUCAUACACAUCAGAAUGGAGAAAAAAUUUACAUGAUAAAAAUUAAAACCCCAAUCCAAUGAACAAAUCUGAGUAUUGAAUAUAUGCUUGUUCUGUAGAAAUGCCCAGGAGAGCAACACUGUUUUAAAUUGAUCAUAGUGUGGCAAAUGACGAAUGGUAGCACUAAAAGAAUAAUAUGCAAGGUGUUUCUUUUUGAUUAAAAAUGCAGAUAUUUUAUAGUAGGAAUAACUGAUUUUGCCUGAAUGUAGCUUUAGGAACUAUAAUAACUUUUAAUAAAGGUCUACAGCUCUCUCCA